This is a messenger RNA of Cokeromyces recurvatus, 365 nucleotides long. RefSeq lists its product as uncharacterized. The transcript has a single exon. The record is from RefSeq and is a predicted model, not a curated record. The coding region runs from base 7 to 195 and encodes 62 amino acids. Lineage: Eukaryota; Fungi; Mucoromycota; Mucoromycetes; Mucorales; Mucoraceae.
ACUGAAAUGGAAGAUGUACCUGCUAAUAAGGUCAAAUUAGCGAAAGCACCCGUUAACAGUACUUACAGAAACUAUGACGACCACACGAGAGAGGAGUUCAUUGACCGAAUGAUCGAAGGUUCCGUCAAAAGAGGAAGAAUGUCGGCAGUUGCGAGAGAGUUAGGAAUAAAGAAUAGCACUUCUAAGCGUUGGUGAGGACAUUAUUAAGAGACAGGGCGAAGUUCCGUAUAAGAAAUCUGAGAAAAAUGUUGGCAGACCUCAUACUUUUACUGAGAAACACGAAGAAUACAUUCAAGAAAUAGUGAAGAAAAAUCCAUAAUUGUGUGCUGUUGAUAUUAUUGACUCGUUGACGUCCAAGUUUGAAG